CUCCUAAAGCUCGCAAGAACACAAAAACAGCCUGUAGGUGGUCCCUAGGAUUUCCAUCAGAGUGGCAAGUGUCACCUGAGAGAGCUUGACAGUAUUAAAGUGACGUUGCUGCUUGCAUUUCAAAGAUUUGCUGAAUUCAAACUAGAACGACUGGGGAACAAAAUAUAGGUAAUGAUACCUUUGAAAAGCUGUAUACACAGGUGUUAAAAUAUAGGUUAUCAUGGACUGCACAAAGGUGAACGUGUUCUCUUUGAUCCUGGCUACUGUGGUUCUAACAGUCUUGUUCUUGCCUGACAUGCUGGAGGCUAACGUGCUGCGCCAGCUCUUUAAAAGAGAUGUUGAGGAACAGAAAGUUACUGUGGAGCCCAAAGAAGCAACAAACUUCUUGAGCAAAUUGAUACGCUCUAAACGACACACAAAAAAGUCUCAACAACACCCUGAUUUCUGGAAUGCAUACCAGCAUUUUAUUGAUAUUGGAUUUAAUGAAGGAGUGCAUGAAAUGGACAAGGUUUAUCUACAAUAUCUUCAGGACAGGAGCAGAGAUCAGUCCCGUCAUGCAUAUCAAGCAUAUCUGCAGCGUUUGCGAGAAGAGGACUGUGACACAACAAAAGAUCCAGAUUGUCAGCCAACUGUUCCCCACAAACAAGCAGCAUAUACUCAGAAGCAGUGUGACCCACACAGAGACCCAUACUGCAGAACUGAAGCAUAUUCCUGUGAUCCACAGAAAGAUCCAUACUGCAGGACAGCUGCAUAUUCCUGUGAUCCACACAAAGAUCCAUACUGCAGGACAGCUGCAUAUUCCUGUGAUCCACAGAAAGAUCCAUACUGCAGGACAGCUGCAUAUUCCUGUGAUCCACAGAAAGAUCCAUACUGCAGAGCAACUGCAUAUUCCUGUAAUCCACAGAAAGACCCUUAUUGCCGAGCAGAAGCAUAUUCCUGUGAUCCACAGAAAGAUCCAUAUUGCAGAGCAACUGCAUAUUCCUGUAAUCCACAAAAAGACCCUUAUUGCAGAGCAGAAGCAUAUUCCUGUGAUCCACAAAAAGAUCCAUAUUGUAGAACUGAAAAGUACCCCUGUGAUCCGCAGAAAGACCCUUAUUGCAGAGCAGAAGCAUAUUCCUGUGAUCCACAGAAAGAUCCAUAUUGUAGAACUGAAAAGUACCCCUGCGAUCCGCAGAAAGACCCUUAUUGCAGAACAGAAGCAUACCCCUGUGAUCCACAGAAAGAUCCAUAUUGUGGAACAGCAGCAGGAUACUCUUGUGAUCCACAGAAAGACCCUUAUUGCAGAGCAGAAGCAUACCCCUGUGAUCCACAGAAAGAUCCAUACUGUAGAACUGAAAAGUACCCCUGUGACCCAUAUAAAGACCCCGACUGCAGAUACCAGGUUCAAUCAUGUGACCCCUAUAAAGAUCGCAACUGCAGCCCUGAUUCAUAUUAUAAGCACUCAUCAUCAGCGUAUGCCUGUGAUCCCCGUACUGAUGCAAAGUGUAAUCAACAACCUUAUACUUAUGCACAAUAUGCUGAGUUAGUAAACCAGUAUUGUAAUCCAUAUGAUCCAAACAAUCCACACUGUCAAGUGCUGGUUGCCUAUUUAAAACAAUCAUGUGAUCCAUAUUCAGACCCUAACUGCUUUCCAAGAACAAAGAAAGAAGUGCAUUCCACAUACUCUGCCUGUGACACUGCAAAGGAUCCAUACUGCCGCUCCACCUUGGCUGCAUAUAAGAACCCAUAUGACUGUGACCCAUACUAUGAUCACAACUGUCAAUUGGCAUAUCACCCUAAAGAUGAGCCGGCACCAGAUUCUGAAUGUGACCCCAGGUAUGACCCUUACUGCAGAUCUGAUAGGUCCGUACAUGGUGGUAGAAGUGAAUUUAAAUGUGAUCCCUAUCGUGAUCCCAACUGUAGACGAAACGUAAAAUCCCUUGACCAAGCUAUCCCAGAUCGUGACUGUGAUCCUGAGUAUGAUCGUAGCUGUCGGAGGCCCCAAUCCAUGUACAAAGGUAAAACAAAGGAAGGUUACGAUUGUGACCUCUAUUACCACCCAGAUUGUUAUCCCGUUCAUGAAUCUCAGACAGAUGAUAACUGUGACCCCUAUGAUCCCAGCUGUCAUAGAAAUGAAGCACAUAAUCCUGUACCUGAAAAUGACAGAAACUGUGAUCCAGAACAUGACCCUUAUUGUUACAGAAGAAGAGCAACAAACAAUUGUGAUCCAUACACUGAUCCCGAAUGUUAUUCCCGAUAUCUAGCUAGGGAACAAGAGAGAACACGUUUAGAGAAUUGUGAUCCAUACACUGAUUCCGAAUGUUACUCCCGAUAUCUAGCUAGGCAACAAGAGAGAUCAUCUUCAGAGAACUGUGAUCCAUACACUGAUCCCGAAUGUUACUCCCGAUAUCGAGCUAGGGAACAAGAGAGAACAUCUUCAGAAGACUGUGAUCCAUACACUGAUCCCGAGUGUUAUUCCCGAUAUCGAGCUAGGGAACAAGAGAGAACACCUUCAGAGGAUUGUGAUCCACACACUGAUCCUGAAUGUUAUUCCCGAUAUCAAGCUAGGGAACAAGACAGAACACCUUCAGAGCCUUGUGAUCCAUACACUGAUCCGGAAUGUUAUUCCCGAUAUCGAGCUAGGGAACAAGACAGAACACCUUCAGAGCCUUGUGAUCCAUACACUGAUCCCGAAUGUUAUUCCCGAUAUCAAGCUAGGGAACAAGACAGGACACCUUCAGAGGCUUGUGAUCCAUACACUGAUCCGGAAUGUUAUUCCCGAUAUCGAGCUAGGGAACAAGAGAGAACACCUUCAGAGGACUGUGAUCCACACACUGAUCCCGAAUGUUAUUCCCGAUAUCGAGCUAGGGAACAAGAGAGAACAUCUUCAGAGGACUGUGAUCCACACACUGAUCCCGAAUGUUAUUCCCGAUAUCGAGCUAGGGAACAAGAGAGAACACCUUCAGAGGACUGUGAUCCACACACUGAUCCUGAGUGUUAUUCCCGAUAUCUAGCUAGGGAACAACGCAGAACACUUUCAGAGGACUGUGAUCCGCACACUGAUCCCGAAUGUUACUCCCGAUACCUAGCUAGGGAACAAGAGAGAACACGUUCAGAGAAUUGUGAUCCACACAUUGAUCCUGAAUGUUAUUCCCGAUAUCGAGCUAGGGAACAACAAAGAACACCUUCAGAGGUUUGUGAUCCAUACGCUGAUCCUGAGUGUUAUUCCCGAUAUCGAGCUAGGGAACAAGAGAGAACGCCUUCAGAGGACUGUGAUCCACACACAGAUGCUGAGUGUUAUUCCCGCUAUCUAGCUAGGGAACAACACAGAACACUUUCAGAGAACUGUGAUCCGCACACUGAACCCGAAUGUUACUCCCGAUACCUAGCUAGGGAACAAGAGAGAACACGUUUAGAGAAUUGUGAUCCACACACCGAUCCCGAAUGUUAUUCCCGAUAUCGAGCUAGGGAACAAGAGAGAACACCUUCAGAGGAUUGUGAUCCAUACACUGAUCCCGAGUGUUACUCCCGAUAUCGAGCUAGAGAACAAGAGAGAACACCUUCAGAGAAUUGUGAUCCGUACACUGAUCCAGAAUGUUAUUCCCGAUAUCGAGCGAGAGAACAAGAGAGCACAGCUUCAGAGAAUUGUGAUCCACACACUGAUCCCGAAUGUUACUCCCGAUAUCAAGCUGGUGAACGGGAGAGAACACCCUCAGAGAAUUGUGAUCCAUACACUGAUCCUGAAUGUUAUUCCCAAUAUCGAGCUAGAGAACAAGAGGGUACAGCCUCAGAGGAUUGUGAUCCAUACACUAAUCCCGAAUGUUAUUCCCGAUAUCAAGCUAGGGAACAACAGCGAACAACCUCAGAGAACUGUGAUCUGUACACUGAUCCUGAGUGUUAUUAUUCCCAAUAUCGAGCUAGACAGCAAGAAAGAACAGCAACAGAGAACUGUGAUCCUAAUGUUGACCCCUACUGUGACAGAUCACAAUCCCAGAUUAAUGAGCAAGUGCAGAACAGAGGAGCCACAGAAGAUUGUGACCCACGUUAUGAUUCAAACUGUCAAAAGCAGUUGGAAUUUGAGUGUAACCCUGAUAAUGACCCUAACUGUGGCAAUGAAUUCUCCCAGAUCAAUGAACAAACACAUGCAAAAGUAUGUGAUCCAUAUGACCCUUACUGCAGUGGAAUGUCAACAGACUCUCGUCAGUCAGAACACAGUUGUAACCCUGACUACGAUCCAGACUGUCAUACUGCUCAAUCUCAUGAUGAUGACAAAAAACACAAAGAAGAUUGUGACCCAUACUAUGAUUCCGAUUGUCGCAAUGAAAACGAGGAAAUGUAUGAGCCAGAUUCUGACUGUGACUUUGAAUGUCGCAUGCAACAAUUUGCUGUUACUGAUAGAGAUGUGGAUUUCCGUGAUACCAGCCGUUAUGAAAUAAUUUGUGAUCCAGACCUUGAAUCUCCAUGUCCUUAUGAAAAUGAUAUUAAUGAUGUGACAACAUCUUAUGAUCAGUAUCACAUGUAUAACCCUUACAGUGCAGGGUAUGAGGAACAAUAUCAAAGUGAUCAAGAGAUUCAUCAUAUACCUAAAACUGAAGAUGAUUCUCAAGGAAAUCCCAAAGUGUCUGAAGAGGAUAAUUAAAUCUGCUCGACUCUUUUACCCUCAGUUCGGGAAAGGGAGUCGUGAUGACUGUAUUCUUAUUGUAUGCCUUUGAAUAAUACAAAAUUGAAGAGAUGUGGAUCGAAAAUAUUGAUCUGAUUAUAUAAAUAAAAGAACACAUUUCCUACUAAUUUGUGUCUCUACCCACUGUUUUUAACAAGAAUUCUGAAUGCAACAGACUUCAACAAGAUUAUUUUAGACAAUGUACUAUGGCAUCAAAUAU
Stegostoma tigrinum is the source of this 4859-nucleotide messenger RNA. RefSeq lists its product as uncharacterized. The record is from RefSeq and is a predicted model, not a curated record. The coding region runs from base 221 to 4618 and encodes 1465 amino acids. Lineage: Eukaryota; Metazoa; Chordata; Chondrichthyes; Orectolobiformes; Stegostomatidae. The transcript is spliced from 5 exons.